UCGUCGGGUUAACAUCGGAAAUAGGAACCGAUUCCGGACCGGGUACUGUUUUUUUUGGGAAGCAAGUUGUGAAAUGCAGUUCAGUUUUUUUGUGCCGAAUGAACUAAUGGUACUCCUGCUGCGAAUAUUACGUAAUAAUUAAUUUUGAAAUCGAAAUAAUAAAUUUACAUUUGUGACGGUGGGUAACUGCUUGUAUUGUAAUAUGGCUUAACAAGUUACCGAUAGGAUUCGGAAUUAAUGGCAAUUGUCUCUUUGGAUUACAAUAGCAUUGUAUAUUGGUGAGCCAACUUCGAACAUUGGAAAAUCGACGCUGGGGUGAAUUAGGUUCAAGUGAAUUUAAAACGUUGGUCCAUGCCAUGCACAUAUGUUGACCAGACAAGAAUGCUCGGGAAAUUUUAGUGAAAACUCGGUUUCAAGUAUGGAAGUGGGAAAACACGUAAAAGCGGAUAGUUCAUCAAAUUUAACAAUGCCGUGCCUGUUUGAAACGAAAUUGGGUAGCAAUGGUUGGCCCCAGCGAUGCACUUUCAGCGAAAAUUUCAACUGGCUGAAUUCAUAGUGAUGAUGUUCUAGCCGGAAGGGAAAUCGGAGUGCGCGAAUUGCGAUAAGGACGUGCAGUGUAGUUGUUUUGGGAGUUUCCGUAGUGGGUGCAACAGUGUACAGAACAUAAAUAUGAAGCAAAAAGUGCUACAUUGUUAUGUGUGGUGAUUUAUGGAAAUACAUUUUUAUUUUUUGUGCCCAUAGCAUGUCUAAGGAAGAACGAUCAUUCCCAAAUGACAUUGAUGAGACACUCUUCAAUAUGGGAUAGCUACCGCCAUUGACAAUCAAGGCAGGGCUAUCCUCCGGUUGCUGACAUAAAUGGGCCUCGUGCCAAAGACACAUUCCUAGAAAGAGGAAAUUAUUUCAUCCGUGGCCUACUUGUGUUCGCUACGCAGGGACUCACUCAUUCAUAUCCCAUCAGUGCCAUCUAGCUAAGGACUGGGCAGGGGGAAAACUUCUUGGUGCCACCAGGGGAGGAAAUUAAUGGGAAGAAAAAAUAUUUCAUUUGGAUGAUCCUUUGAACCAGUGGAAGCAGUGGAAGAUAGGAAAAAAUAGCCAGUGGUGAAUGAAUGAAGGAAAAAUUCUUAAGGAGAUUUCUGUGCUGAUAUCGCCUUAAUCUUGGUGAAAAAACAGGAAAAUUGAAAUUCGUUAAGAGUUGACGGAAAAAUUCAUUGAAGUGUGGGUUGUGCCAAAAAUGUUUGGUUCUAAACUACGAUCAUGGAUGGAAAAUCAUAUUGUGCGUCCGAGAAAAAAAGGAAAUAAAAACAAAAAUGGAAAUAGCACCAGCAACUUUGGUAUUUUAACCGCUCAGAAUGGCCACACAAAAGGAGUAUCCUACACAACGGACGGAAGCACUACUAUUGGGAGUCCUGCAAGGAGAAGCGAAGUUUCGCCCAUUCAGAAUCAUACCAAAAGUCGUCGUGGCUGGCAAUCGCCCAAUCAAGACCAAGCCCCACCGCUGUCACCGAGAUCCGAUGACUACCAUCACUAUCAACUACAACAAAACAUCCGCGGUGGAUCAACGGUUCCAGUUUAUGGCAAUGGAACGCUCUCAUCGGGUGGCGCCUGUCAGCCUACGUCAAUGAGUUCCUUUGGUAGCAGUAGCUACAACGCCAACGGAUAUCUGUCCCCACAACAACAGCAUCAAUCGGUUCAGUAUUGUACAAUUUCUUCUCCGAAAAGUAUUUUGAAGCACAACUACGAUACACUGGAACCAAGCAGCGGAAAUUAUUCGAAAAGUGUAGACAAUAACUACUCCUGCACGAUGUAUGGGCUGCAGGAAGAAGGCUAUCGGAAAACCGGUGCUGGAUCUGGUAUAAUGGCCACAAAUAAUGCUGGUCGAAACGGAAGUUACGGGAAUGUGAUGGUCAAUUCAUUGAACUAUUCCACGGCGACUAGCUCAAGUAACGAGUUGUUGGAAGACCUGCAUCAUAUUGAACAGAACAGAAUAAAGAAAGGUCAACACAUAAAAAUCAGUUCUAGCUCGUCAUCUUCAAUAAAUUCGAACAAUAAUAUGGUUAAUAACAACAGUUUUAUCGGCAGCAAUAACAAUAUGUACAUUACUAACAAUGGGUUUGAGGCACCAGGUAAAUAUGGCAAAGUUCAAAGUAUGCCUGGCAAACAACAGGUUUCGCAGCAGUUCUCAAAUACCGGAACCUAUUACGAGCAGCACAACAGUAUCAAUAACAAUUUAGUCUGCCCUGCUAAUAAAUACCCGCCGCACCAGGGGUCAGUGAAGUCCACAUGCACUGCACCCAAUGUCAAUAAUGGUCAAAAUGUUGCAAAAAGUAAUCGGCUUACAACGGGCAGCAUCGGCAAUAACAAUAAUAAUAACAGCUUCGAAAUAUGUUCCGUAAAAUCAAGCAGUACAAAUUCGAACCCAUCCAACACCAGCAGUUUGACUUUAUCGAGCUUCACAAACAAAUUUCACAAAUUAACUGGCACUAGGAACUCACUGGACGCAACCACCAAUAGUAGCAAGCUAAAUCAUGUGAACAACAACACCCACAAUAGCAGCAGCCGCAGCUCCAACGGUGACCCUCCUGGGGCACCAUCUGGUCCAGCUAUCGCUUACCAUCUACACAAAGGCCCCCAGCCACCACAAUUUCAGCAUCCGCAGGCAGCUCAAACCCACCACGGUCACCCACUAGGCAAUGGUAGCAAUGGUCAUCAUCCGCAUUCGCAUCCCCAUCCGCACCCGGUUGGCCAUCACAAUACUCUUUCCUCACCGGAAAGUGCUUAUUCCACCGGGUACUCCACCGACGGAACGUCCCCUGGUGGCUGCUCCUACACACCCGAGUACUACAUCAACAUCCGAACCGGUACCCAUUAUUUCCCAAAAGGACUCACGACAUGCAGCGGCGGAACAGGUGUCGGAAGUGGCAGCGGUACCUACGAAAAUGGAAACAAAUUCAAGUGUGGUCUGAACCGGAUCGAGGAGAAGCACGUCGAGUUUGCUGUUGAGGAAGCGCCAUCCCCCAAAAAAUGCUCCAGUGAAUCUUACGAAUACAGCAAAGGCACUAGUCCGGUUGUGAAUGGGAAGGGUUCAUCCGGCAUGGCAAUUCUCAAAAAUGGCAUUAGUAGUAGUAAUAAUAACAAUAAUAAUAUUAACAACAACAAUACUGCUUUAUCACAACAGCAGCAGACCGUGCCAAAUGCAGUUGCCAUGAGUCCCAUCAUGCAGAAGAAUCUCGGCAUGCAACACUACCGUAGCAUUGAAUCUCCCUCUCCUCGACAGCGUUGUCGCAUUAGAACAAAUCCAUGGCUGUCAACCCUGGAUGGAUCGCUUGCCGGAGCCAGUUUGAAGAAGACUGACCAGGAUUCGGGUUCCACUACUUCAUCCGGUAUUAAAUCCAGCAGUGGUACCGAUGACAAUAAAAAGGAUCCAAAGAAGUUAAAUAUCCUGUCAGAUUCAGACUCCAGUUCUUCGACGGAGAAAGUUGUUAGCAAAAAGAUGCUAACUCCGAGAAGUAUUCGGAAGGAGGCGGACCUGUCCCGACUGGAUAGUAAGGUAACCUAUUGCUCUAAUCAGGAUAGCGACGAGGAUGCUACGUUGAAUGAGAUGAUGGGUAAAUUUGAUGAGAGUUACCACUACGAAAAAGAGACUGACAUUUUGAGUUGCAGUGACUCAGACCCAACGGAUUGCCCAACGGAUAUCGACACGGGGCAGGAUGCAGGUGACGAGUGCGACACAGAUGACCUACUAGAUCUUGACUUCAUCGAUACCGGUUCGAUGCAAGAGGUCACUGAUAAGGAAAAUUUCAAAAACACUGGCAGUUGUUCCUACCAUAACUUUCCGGAACGACGUUCCUCGAAACAUCGUGGACGCAGCAAGCGGAACAGUGAAAGUGGAGGAUCGAAGAGGCGGAAAAAAUUGGUUCGUACCCGAAAAAAGAAUACGGAUGGAAUGAAUGGAACUUCCCCGGCCGGCAGUGUAUCAGCACCAAGAGGCUGCAGAAGUCUUGGUGGAACUCCGGUGUCGUUGAGAAGAAAUCAGUCAGAAGAACGAACACCAACGAACAGGUCCCCGCUGACAAAUAGGAGCAACUCGUUAACGUUCACCGAAGUGCACUCACUCCACAGUCGAAUACUUGCGAUUUCGGAAAGUGAAAAAGCUCUGUUGAAAGCAGAUCUCGAGGCAGAUGUGAAGUACAAACAGUUGAUCCACGAAGCAGAAACGAUAUUGUAUUCAAUGAAAACAAACAACGUUAAGGAACUAAAAGAGAUCAAGGAACCACCGUCUGUUUGCAGUCCAAGAAGAAUCUGCAAUCCACCGGCGAAUAAAAGGGUUGAAAUUUUACGCAACUGUGAGGCAGAUUUGAAGCGGGAACUAGCAAAAACCUGCUCGCAAAAAUGUUCCGAGAAUGGAGCCGAACUUAAUCCAAUCGAAGGUGUCAUUAUUAACAAACGACUGGAAGUUCUUCGCUACGAAACAUCUGUCUCCGCACCAAACAGCCCCAAGAAUACUCGACUGAUCCCCAGGAAAACUCACGUAACAAAUUUCAUCCACCAGAAUCAAUGCUCGGAACUGGCACGCCGCCAGAGUGAUAUCGAAAACGACCUAAAAAGUGCCAAAAUGUCUCCACAGCCAGUCGCUUACGAGCGAAACAUCGUACCUCCGAAGUCGCCUAUCAUCACCCGAAGACGGUUCCGCAGUCAAAGCCCUAAGCUGAACAUCGUAUCAGACUCUGACUCGGAUGACUUAAGCCGUAAUCUGGAUAAGAAUCAUUGCAAAAAUAAAUCCAACAAGGAAAACCUUUCCUCCGCGAGGAAGAGCAUUACAGGGAAACAACUAAAUAAUUUUAGACACACGAUUCAUGCGGCAGGAACGACUAUCGAUGCCGACGGGGGAGUUCUCAAUGGAAAAACGAUCGUAUAUUCCAGUUCACUGAAUGAAAGUGAUAUGAAACGGGGCCUUCAUAAGUCACCACUUAUGUCGUUCCGAUCGGUUGACAUCGGUAACAUACUGACCGACGACAGCUACUGUCCUCAGAGUGAGCCACUGAAGAGGAAAAUUUACACCUGCAGCUCCACCUUCGAAAAAAUACAACGCAGUCUUGACGCCGAUCCAGAGCUAUCGAAAAAAGCUUUGCUGCAUAAAAUUUCUCUCCUGCGACGCGAGCGCCAGGCUAAAACAAAGCAAGAUAACGGCUUUAAGCUGGGACAUGAAUCGGCUAACGGAUCUGCAUCAGCUGCGGUAGCAGCAGCAGGCGCACCAUCGAUAACGUCAGGUAACGGCGAAAACGGUGACCGCGAGCAUUCGAUCGGCAGUUGCGACGCGGAAACCAAGCAACAGUUGAUAAUGAAUACCUUGGCCGAUAUCAAACGAAGUCUCGAAGAUCAAAGUGUUGAACUGAACGAGCUCAACGAUUCGGAUCAUUGAGGAAGUUUUUUUUCGGACGGUCCCCCUCCGAAGCGCAAUGAACGAAACAGGUGGCAGAAUGAUAAUCGUGUGCACGCAAAGGCGUAGUGCACGGCGGUAAUUAUUCUGAUUGAUUAAUCAAAGAACCGAUUUAAAGGAAAUCCGUAUGUGAUUGUUAAUAAUUAAGUUUAUAUCUACAUGUACUUAUUUUUUACUUAACUGUUCUCCAAUGAUUACUUAAUCUAGGUUCAAAUUUUUCCCGAAAACGUUGAUAUAAUCGACGUUUCAGUAUUCUAGUACAAUUAUUUAUUCGGUAAGAAUUUUAUUUAGAAAAUACAAUAAAUUCACUAUCGCUGAGCAAUGUUUACUAACUCACAAACGUGAGACAAUUGCGUAAUAAUAGAUCUUACUGAUGUUGAUACAAAAAAUCAAACAGGUAAAUGCGCUCCCUCCGUUUAUAUUACCAUAUUAAACAUUCCUUCAAUACCUUAAUCUACAAAAAGCAAAUUAACUCUUUCCUACCGUAGUUGAACCUAAAAUUAUACGUAGUUGAAACACUAGAACAUACUUUAUUUAUCGCAGGUUACCUAAUGGAAAUAAAUUAAUUAGUUUACACCAUCGGAACCUGAGCAAACUAAAAUUGGGUAAAUUUCUACGAUUUACUAGUUAUACGAAAACCUUAAACUAAUUUGGUAGUGUUUUUCAUCCAUCCAUUAGAUUGUAGUGAUAUAAAAUCCGAAAGUCUAGUCUGUUUAUCUCUUCGUCAAACAAAUUAACCUACAUAGAAACUGGUUCUUUCUAUUGAAACCAAGGAAACUAUAAUGCAAACUAUUCUACUCGGAUAUUUAGUAUUACGUGAAGUAUUACCAUUAUUGAUAUAGUUUGUAGCGAUUUACGUUAUUAUUAUCCGAACAAUUAGGAAUAGAUUUAGCACCGGAAGUAAACGGUUGGAUACAAUUCAAUAGCGGAAAGUUAGAUUGUUCCAAUGAUGCACUCGCACGCUGAGUGCACUGUGAAAAUUCUGCAGUUGAUAAGUUUCGACCUAUAUUAUAGUGGAACAGGAUUUGUUUUUGAUUAAUAGUUAGGUACUCCAGUAGUCAAAUGUAGCAAGUAGUUUCAUACUUUUUAUAGGUUACCUUCAGUUUUUUCAGUAUUCAUUAAAUUUUUCGUAUGUUAGUGGUUGUAGAUUAUUGUACUAGUUGUGUAUUAGCCACUUAAAUUUAUUUGAAAGUUUGUUGAAGCAAGGUUGAUUCCCUGCGUAUGAGUUCGGGAAGUCUGGCAAGUGACCGACUCAAGUAAGGUCUUCCGACAUCUUACCAGCAAUGGAAUUCACCUCAGAGCAAAUAAAGAGAAAAAUUAAAACGCACCUCAUACUUUUCAUGCGAACAACCGCUCUUCUCGUUUACAGGAAACCUCCCCACACCGAUGUGUGUUUACUCCCAUGUGUGCGUUCCACUCCAUAGCUGCACUAUUUUUCAAUAGUGUAUUUCACUUUUUAUACAAAUUGUGUUUGCAAAUAACAAGCCUGCAUCUUUUACAUUGAUUUAUUUACACUAUAUCACAGAUUAGCAGGCAAAACACUCGAAAACAUUUUUUGACAACUUGCACAGGACGUGCAUGGUGUUGGUGUUGCACGAAUUUUAGAUUUCUGAAUUAUCAAUAGUUGCUGAUUAUUUGAAAUAUUUGCACAGAUUGUUUGUUGUUAGUUUUUGCCAUCACAGAUAAGAUUUUUUUUACCAUCACACCUAAUGUAGCGAAAGGUACAGUGGAACGGAACAAAAGAAUGAGAUCAAUUUUACAAUGAUACGCAUUUUGGAUCAACUAAUUUUCUAUUAUAAUUCAUCACAAAAUUAAUAUUAAAACGAUUAAUACCUAUACAAUUUUCAAGCAUUAUUAUUGUUAAUCGUACCUUCCCAACACUGCUCAUAUGCAAUGUAUAAACCAGAAAUUCGCCAUCUCGCUUCUAUUGUGCCAUUAUCGCUUGGAUUUAUGGACAGUGAAAUGCUUCUAGUACUAAUCCCCUUUCAUGUCAAAAGAGAGAUUUUUUUGGUAGGAGGAACUUUGCCACUGCGACCACUAUUCAGGUUAUCUUUUGUGGCUACCCCUGUUUGCUCUACAUGUUACAAAAAGGCCCGAGUCCACUAUAAUUCGAAACGAGUUGUUUGUUUAUCCACCAGUGUCUUCCAAACCGGGUACUGCAUUAUUAAUGUAGCUGAGAAUCCGUUUAAGACAGGUAUUCCAUACCCCGCAAGGCAACAUAAGAUAGCUUCCAAAGCAUCACUUCCAUCGAAGAAUUAAUACUGCACAAUGACCGUCUUAACUUUUGUCAUUUUUUCGAGGUGAUACUUACAGGACAAUGUCCUUUUAGAUGCAUUAGUUUUUUGGCUUCCAUUGACUCAGGUGAUUCGCAUUUCCAAUACCAAAAGAUCCUGACUCCUGCGGUAGACAAAGGGUUAAGUCACUGGUAAACUCUAAGCUUGCUCAUAUGAAGGUGUUGAUAGCCUAUUUAAUUAGAGAUGGUGUGAAAAUCGGACAGAGCAGUUUCGGUGAUGCAUCACAAGUCCUGUUAGGACGGAGUCCAUCACAAUCAUGACAUGUCGAAUUCUCGUCCCAGGAAAGUGGGUGUUAAUUAGAACAUCCAAUGCUUCAGUAUUGCCAAUUAUUGAUAAGGCUUUUUGAAUGCCUCUGGAUUGUUUCCGAAGUUUUCACAAAACUCACUCAUUGAUAGUUUUUUUAGCCGUUCUCAACUCAGCGUUGUAAUUGGUAAAAGCGGUCCUGUGGGCUGACCAGUUACCAGAAACCAUCGCUUUAUUGAACAGGCGUCUGGCUUCCAUCCAAAUUGUUGCCAGAUUUUUGUGCCCCCGAGGAACUUCGUGACAUACAGACUUCAUUACAAGAGGGCAACCGUCACUAUAGGAGGUUAUGAUCCUCUUUUGUAGGUCAUUUGCCACAUUAUCUUUUGACUGUGUGGUGUUUUCGGCCGUCUAUUUUUGGGGCCAACAUAACGUCCCCUUGGUUUUGCAGAAGCCUAGUCGCAGGCUGUGCGCUGCUCCAUGUUCCAGUGGCCUUCUUUGGCCCAGUAUAUGCUUCGGCUCUUACCGUAUGCACACCUUCGCCUACAUGGGGUUUCCGAUCCUCUUCUUGCGUAUCAGUUCGUGAGGUACAUACGGUAUGGUGCUUUUGUGUAUAGUUUGUGAGACGGGCUGCCACCGAUGCAGUCGUUACUAUUACUACACACGCAGAACCUCUUUGUCCAUGCUUGCCUAAAACUUCCACGUUCGUCGAAGACCGGGACCUUCUUCAUCUGGUGCAUGCUACCCUUUUGAAUACGUACUUCAGCUGGUUUUGUUGGGAGAUUUUUAAUUUCACUGAAGUCUCAUCUACCGCCAACACGAGCCGUACCGUUUUGAAAACCGUGCUUUCCUUCACGACCUUCCUGCGUCCUGUGCAGAAUCUGUCGUUCUGAUUCUACACCAGGCGGAUAAUGUUUCCAUCGGACCUGUCGAUGCUGUCAAGAAAAUAGCCGAUGUUAGGCGCCGGUUUUGAAAUUUGCGUCGCAUUAAUGGCUUCCAAUGAAGCGCUUUCUCAAGGCUUGAUCUGCAUUUCUGCGAUUUCGAGAUACCCUUGUGUGUAUGAGCACUUCCCAAACAUGGGUCUCGUAUUGCAUGAGCUUUACUACAUUACGCUAUCGAUCAGUGCGCACCAAGUAGCAUUCAGUUGAUCAUGGGGUAUUCGAAGGUUCCCGACUAGCAUGAUGGCCAACAAGUUCGACUUGACCAUUUCGUUGAAGGUUGGGCGCUGCACAGUUUUUGUUGAGUCGCCGUCCCUUGAUCUAUUUAGAUUGGGGGUCCUUUCUGCACCCACUCGGCAUCGAUCGAACGCUAUCAUUUGGCCUUUCAUAUUGGGAUUUUUGCCAACUCUCAGCAGUCACUCAUGACACUUCGGCGCUCCGCUUGAGUGGCGAGUUCCCUGUGCUCUUCUUGUUUUAUUUUCGGAGAUCUCCGAUCAACAAGUGGCUCGUUCGGGUUGGUCUGUGUCCUCCUUGAUCACUGACUCGUUUCUAGCUUGAGAACUGAGAAUGGACGGAAUACAGGACAUAAGAUCCCCCAAUAAGCUACUAUCUAGAAGUUUGUUAUCCGCGAAAUCCUUUUGUUCUUCCACCACCAUUGCCGUAAUCUCCUCCAAGCUCAUGUUCACAGUGUUCUUAGUGUUUUCCCUUUUUGUUCCUAUGAAUAGCUAGAAAAAGAAAGUCAACUCUGUGAUUUUCUGACUUGACAGGGUAAGGGUGCCCUGCUGCCCCACAUGCUCCGUACAUGACUUCGAAUCCCAGUCAUAGUUUCAAAUAAGGCUGAGGUACCCCCUCCCCGCGGUUCAUGCCUAGGCACGGGUCAAACCACACCUUGAAUUAGGGUCUAAAUUUUACGAUACAGGUUUUCAGACCUGUCCGUGGGAUAGCACCCAGCCGAUUCCGGUCAAACGACCAAAUGCCGUCAAUAAACUUACGUAGAGGCAUGAGAAACUUGUGAGUACUAUGUUAUCUUAUCGUUUGACGGCCAUAUUCCAGUGUUGAUCGAACGAGCAGUAGAGUGACUUCAAUUAAGCUAGACAUAUUCGAAUCGAAUUGGCGUUUUCUCCUCGAGAGCUUAAUAAUAGUUUUCAAGAUUUAGAGUCAGCCCCGUGCGCGAGAGGGGGGAAGGUUUAGGGAUUAAAACCAUCCCCCUCUCACCAUGUAUGUUUUGGGGUACUUUUAAAAAGUUUUUAUCUUCCUGAUCAGGAUAAACAUAAACUGCGAGCCGUUUUGACACAUAUAAUGUCAUUUGAGUUCAUUAUUAAAGAAACCAAAGAAGGAUCCUUGGCUGAAAAGGAAUGUAAGUCAAAUUGGCCGAUAUCUCCAGAUUGGUUCACGUCGCGAGAGUCGUUAUUAGCAACAGUUGUGAGUAGACAAAUUAAAUAGCAAAGGUCGGUCAGCGAGCUAACAACGGAUGCAAAAUACGAACAAACAACACGAAGUCAGAGAAAAUCAGUAUAUCAAAAUUUCACCAUCGUUGAUCUCUCUGUCAGAGUGACAGAGAGCUAGAUGGUACGAAAACGAUAAUCGGUAUUGGGAGAAAUACUGCCUCUCAUGAGCUCUCACCAGCCAACAGAUAAGUAAGAACGAGUAGCGCCAGGAAGGAUAAACAAAAGUGCGAUGGUGGUUAUAAAGAUAUAUGUCAUUCUGGUCAGUAUUUUUUUAUUUCGAUUAUAGAGGUUUUAACCUUAAGGUCAUUCGCCUCUUCGGGUUAGAAAAAUCUCUUAUGAAAAAAUUCUAACCUUAUGUGCGGGGUCGGGACUCGAAACCAGGUGUGCUUCGUACAUGGCAAUCGAUUUACCAACUACGCUACCAACUUGAUUUCGCUCCAUUUCGCAAGGAUUACUAGUUAACGUUCAAGAAAAUCUGCGCCGUCAGUUUUCGGGAACCUUGAGGUAUAACUUGAGGUCAUCAGCAAACGAAAACCUUGAACCUUCGGAGCAAAAGUCUCACAUUUCCAAUACAUACACCAUAAUGAGUUAACUGUAUAUGCAAUUUAAAAGUCUCAUCUGCUUCCACUAUUAUAUGAAAAAACAUCCAUCGGUCAAAAAUACUAUUACAAUUGCAUUGGCGAACCCCUUGCCUUUCACAGCAUUGGUAUUUCAUUGUUUACAUAUGUUCGUCACAAAACUCUGCUGCAAAGCUGAAAAAUAAACUUGUUGUCAUUAAGUUAAAUUGUUUUUAUUCAAUUAACAUGACCGCGCCGGUGGAUGAGUGGUAAUCGUGACCGCCAGUCAUCCCAAUUGGUCUGGGUUCAAUCACAGCCGAGGUCGUUGAGAUUUUUCUGGGGUGAAAAAAAUCUGAGGCCACGCUUUCCUUCGGAAGUGAAGUAAAGCCGUUGGUCCCCGGUCCAUGAAGAUGAAGAAGAAGAAUUCAAUUAACAUUGCAGCACCAAUAGCAUGGAAGUGUUACUUAUCGGUCUGGAAGAAGGACAAAAUACAAUUUUUAAGCAUAAGUGGGCACCAGAAUAGUCCUUGAAAUUAAAGAGACUAAACAUGGUUUAGAAAGUGACCAAAAUUAAUUUGGUGCAGCGGCUCAAAUUUGAUAGAAAUCUCAUUAACAAGUUUCUGAAGUUCUGGAAGUGUCUGGUCGGAAAGAUCAAAGUCUGAGCUGUUCAACAGAAAACUACGAAUAAUAUAAUAACGGGAAAGUGGCACCAGGGCUGUUGGACAAGCAUCUCCAAGCAACCAGAAAAAAUGAUGGAGGGAACAGACAACUGAAAUACUUAUACGUUUUUAUUUAUUCAUUUUUUUUUUUGACAAUAUAGGUUAGAUAAACGAAUCUUUUUGUCACAUCAUGAAGAAAUUUUCUAAAACUGAUGCAUUGACAUAGCAUGAUUUUGGAAAAAAGAUCAAUCGUCCUAUGUGACUUCCUUGAGUGAUACCUAUAACCAACACCAAGUAUGGUGUUAUAUAUAUAAAAUUUAUAUAAAAUUUCAACUAACUGGGGCCCUAUUUUCACAGUCACGUCACCUAGUGACUAGAAGGAAAUUUUCUUCUAGUCACCAAAUGACGUGACUGUGACGUGACGUGGUCAACAAGUGCGAAAAUAUUAGUUGCUGAAUUCUCGGAAAUGUAACAGCUAAAAACCUUACACUAUAGACUUUACAUACAGACCAAUGAUUCGGAUCGCUUAAAAUGAUCCCACAUACGAGCAGUGCCGAAGUUGGCACGAAUUCUAAACAUGUUUGAUUAUGAAAUGCACACAGCUUUCAAAGUGCGUCAUAGGAUUUAUUACCGAAAUGCGGAAUUGCAUCAUUUAUAAUCGAAAGGAUAAUAGAUUCUUAUCGAAAAGUACUAGACACUAAUCCUUCGGAUUUUGAGUGUCACAACAUUAUUUGACGACCUCGUAACACAUAUUGUGUAAAUCUGUUUUUGUUUCUCAACAUGCUAAGCUUCACAGAAUCGCUCAAACCUUUUAGGAACUUGUAUCGGAAAUAUUCAUACAAAGAUUUUAAUCUUAGUAGUUUCCAGAAUUUUUGAUCAAUUCUUUGACUCGUGCUAGUUGUUUUCUAAAUUAUCUUUUCGUAGUAUGUUCUGAUUUUUAAACUGUUUAUACUACACAAACCAAAACAACGUAUUAGCCACACGUAUAACCUCAGAAUAUUCUAGAAUGUUUAUAGCUAGCGCAACUUUACGUCUCAGAUGUGUAUUUAUUGCAUGUAUAUCAAUCCUACAAUUUAAACGAAUUAUCUAUUUAUUUCUCAAUUAUGCUCUAGCGCUUGCAUUUCGCAAAGUGCCUCGUUUCUAAUGACCAAAUUGACCGAGCUUAUAUAUUGAACUGCAUGUCAUGUGUCUUCUUCUGCAGCCUUACUAUUAAUCAAAACCAAAUCGCUCAUUCCGAAAAUAAUGAACUAAAUAGAGUAAAUCAGGAAACCAAACCGGGCAAAAUCAAUUUCCUUUCAUUAUUCUUACGAAUAUCACCAAUUACUAAAAUUGUUAGAAGAAUAAGAAUAAACCCAUAGAGAAGAGACUCGAUCUCGAUAAACCGAAAGUAAAUACCUACCAGUAACAAACACAGAAAAGAUAAAACCAAAACUCAUCUACCCCGAUGAAACCCCGUGCGUCAGCAAAUCUUCUCCAGAAGAUUUGCAUGGCAAUUGACGCAGUUGGGCAACCAUGCACCAAUCCAAAUCAACCGAAACAAUAAGUAGUACAUAACGCGAAUCCCUACGAGCGUCGUAAUUGGAAAUUGAUUAGCCACAUCGGAAAUCGCGAAGAAAAAACAUCACCCACUCAUCCCAAAUCGAAACUAAUUGCGUAUAUACAAUAAAAGAAAAUGAACCGCAAGCUGACACUUGAAGAAAAACAUAUUUAGUCCUUUGAGAGCAGAAAUCACACAACAAAACAAGGCAACUUAUUUGUACUAAAUCUAUAUCGCUAUUGAUAUUGAUAUCAUCAGGAAAAAUUGAUAAAUAAAAUCGUACUGAGACAUUAUUAAA
Molecule: messenger RNA, 13407 nt
Organism: Topomyia yanbarensis
Lineage: Eukaryota; Metazoa; Arthropoda; Insecta; Diptera; Culicidae
Exons: 12
Coding region: 1232-5419 (1395 amino acids)
Source: RefSeq, a predicted model, not a curated record